AUGCAAGCCGAGACCAAGCUCCAACCGACCAACGGCACGUCCUGCUGCCACACAUCUACACUGACUCCUCCCCUUACACUGACUCCUCCCUCUACACUGACUCCUCCCUCCACUGACUCCUCCCCCUACACUGACUCCUCCCUCUACACUGGCUCCUCCCUCUACACUGGCUCCUCCCGCUAUACUGACUCCUCCCUCUACACUGGCUCCUCCCUCUACACUGGCUCCUCCCUUUACACUGACUCCUCCCUCUACACUGGCUCCUCCCUCUACACUGACUCCUCCCUCUACACUGGCUCCUCCCUCUACACUGACUCCUCCCUCUGCACUGACUCCUCCCGCUUCACUGGCUCCUCCCCACUACACUGA
This is a messenger RNA of Knipowitschia caucasica, 369 nucleotides long. The record is from the annotation of a GenBank genome assembly. Lineage: Eukaryota; Metazoa; Chordata; Actinopteri; Gobiiformes; Gobiidae.